Penicillium odoratum is the source of this 525-nucleotide messenger RNA. RefSeq names its product nuclear cap-binding protein subunit CBC2. Gene Ontology annotation, cellular component: nuclear cap binding complex. Gene Ontology annotation, molecular function: RNA cap binding. The record is from RefSeq and is a predicted model, not a curated record. The coding region runs from base 1 to 525 and encodes 174 amino acids. NCBI's taxonomy places the organism in Eukaryota, Fungi, Ascomycota, Eurotiomycetes, Eurotiales, Aspergillaceae. The transcript is spliced from 5 exons. Gene Ontology annotation, biological process: mRNA cis splicing, via spliceosome.
AUGAGUUUGUUGGAAAUCAACACUGUUGAUCGGCUAGACCGACCAAGUGCUUAUUAUGUUGGCAAGAACAAACGCCGCAGAGAUCGUGAUGAUGAAAGAGAGCAGGAAGACCCUACGGCCAAGCUGCGUAAUGCGACAACACUUUAUGUUGGUAACUUAUCCUUCUAUACAACAGAGGAGCAGAUCCAUGAGCUCUUCUCCAAAUGCGGUGAAGUCAAACGGUUGGUAAUGGGCCUUGACCGGUUCAAUAAGACACCCUGCGGAUUCUGCUUUGUCGAAUACUACAACCACCAAGAUGCUGUAGACUGUCUGAAAUACAUUGGCGGCACCAAGCUGGAUGAACGAAUUAUUCGAACCGAUCUGGACCCCGGAUUUGAGGAGGGCCGACAAUACGGACGCGGAAAAUCAGGCGGCCAGGUCCGUGACGAGUACCGCGAGGAAUACGAUCCCGGCCGAGGUGGCUUUGGCCGUGCCUAUGAUGAGCAGCGUGCACGAGAGGAAGAAGAAUAUGGUGCGGGACGAUAG